GUUUUCUCAAUACCAUAGUAUUUAUGCAAGAUAUCGCGGUUUCCAGAGCUUAUAAAUUAACGAAAUUAAACUGGUGGUAUAAUCACGUUAAUAAAUACGAAGAGUUAUAUCCUCAUUUAUCACGCAAUAAAGCGUUUGAUCCAUUAGAAUCGGUUGAUCGGGUUGAUCAUGAAUUAAAAGAUGAACAGCAGAAAGAAAGUCAGCAACCUUCCCUUGCCGAAAAAUUACGAUAUAAUUUGUUAACCUUAUUAUUUAGUAAACCAAAAGGAGAUGAAGAGUUGAUUGAAUACGAUCAAUAUGUGACGACAAAAGAUGAAGAAGAAACGGAUUUCACACACUCAAUGGCUGAAAAAUCUGGUAGUGAUACAACAACUGUAAAUGAUGACGAUUAUUCGCUGGAAGAAUUUAAUAAAACUGUAUUAUGCAAAUUGUAA
This is a messenger RNA of Entrophospora candida, 434 nucleotides long. NCBI's taxonomy places the organism in Eukaryota, Fungi, Glomeromycota, Glomeromycetes, Entrophosporales, Entrophosporaceae. The record is from the annotation of a GenBank genome assembly.